UAGUAACCUAUCCUCUUAUUAAAUUGCGAUUUUAGAUAGAAGAAGCAAUGGGAAAAGGAUAUAAUAAUUAUAUGUGUAAAAAGGAUUUCCAUCCUGGGGCCAUAUGGAACCUAAAGAGAGUCUUCAUGGCUCAACAAAAAAAUGAAGAGAAGGUAACCUAUGAAAAUGAUAUGAAAAAUCUAUAUCAAAAAGAACAGCAGAUGAUUGAACACAGACAAUUGUUGGGUGAUGAUAAAGCAAAGUUGGGUUUAAGUUUUAUGUAUGAUCUACCUCCUGGAGCUCCUAAACAAGCUGCUAAAAUUCCAAAUGAAAAUGAAUUAGUUAGUUUAAAUCCUAUACCAGUAGCAAAUUCUAAAGACAUUGUUCAAGUUGAUAAUAAAGGAGAGGAAAAGAAAAAAGUUGAAUACAAAUUUGAAUGGCAGAGAGGUGCACCUAGGGAAAGCUAUCUCAAAGGUAAAACAGAUUUGCUAAUAGAUCAGCCAUUUGGAAUUUGUGUUAGGAAUGUCAGAUGUUUAAAAUGUCAGAAAUGGGGCCAUAUUAACACAGAUAGGGAAUGCCCUCUUUACAAGGAAUCAAAUACUAAUCUGGCUGAUUUUUUUGAAAAAAUUUCUGAAGAAAAACAUCAAAAAUUACUAAAUGAUAUGCAAAAGGAAGGAUUUGGUCUGAAGAAUAACGCCCUAGAUAAAAGAUUGACAGAUUUUAAUGCUAAUCAAGACCUGAUACCUUACGAUGACAAAGAGGAUCUUGAUAUAUCAUCCGCCGAUAACAUAUUACGAGAUUUGAAUUACAUCAAAACAUUAUCCUCGUCUCAAAAAGUUUUGUUGUACAAAACGAUAUCCAACAUAGUUACGAAGUUUUCUUCCGACCAUGCUAAAAAACGUAAAAACUACGCCAAAGAACAUAAAUUUAAAUCACCUAGCAUAAGUUUAUCAAAAGUUGUUAGGAGCAAAGAAAGGCAUGGAUACGUUGACAAUUUAUCAUCUCAAGCAAAAAUCUCGAGAAAGAAGCAGCAUAAACAGGUCGAUAGCUACACGAGCAUUAGUAGUGGUAGUUAUGAAGUAACAGAAAGGCAGAGAAGAGAAUACAAGAGAAAGAAGAAUUAUUAAUAUUUUAUAUAUGAUUAUUUAGUUAACGAGUAUUCACUUUUUAGACAUACGGGAUAGAAUGCACUAGGGAUUAGAAUAUAAUUUAUUAAAUAGAUAAAGUUGAAAUAAAAUGAUCAUUUUUGGUUAUAAUUAAAAGUAUACACCACACCUUAUAAUA
Messenger RNA from Gordionus sp. m RMFG-2023, 1263 nucleotides. Its product is annotated as corepressor interacting with RBPJ 1-like. The transcript has 7 exons. Gene Ontology annotation, biological process: negative regulation of DNA-templated transcription. The record is from RefSeq and is a predicted model, not a curated record. Gene Ontology annotation, cellular component: nucleus. The coding region runs from base 48 to 1106 and encodes 352 amino acids. Lineage: Eukaryota; Metazoa; Nematomorpha; Gordioida; Chordodea; Parachordodidae. Gene Ontology annotation, molecular function: transcription corepressor activity.